Elephantulus edwardii (Cape elephant shrew) is the source of this 1509-nucleotide messenger RNA. RefSeq names its product signal-regulatory protein alpha (gene SIRPA). The record is from RefSeq and is a predicted model, not a curated record. Gene Ontology annotation, biological process: positive regulation of T cell activation; positive regulation of phagocytosis. The transcript is spliced from 8 exons. Gene Ontology annotation, cellular component: plasma membrane. NCBI's taxonomy places the organism in Eukaryota, Metazoa, Chordata, Mammalia, Macroscelidea, Macroscelididae. The coding region runs from base 1 to 1509 and encodes 502 amino acids.
AUGGAGCCCGCCGGCCCGGCCCCCGGCCGCCUCGGGCCGCUGCUCUGGCUGCUGCUCGCCGUGUCCUGCGCCUGGCCAGGAGUGACCGGUCAGGAGGAGCUGCAGGUGACUCAGCCUGGGACUGCAUCAGUCGCAGCCGGAGAGGCGGUCAAUCUGUCAUGUGUCCUCUCCUCUCCUUUGCCCGUGGGGCCCAUCCAGUGGUACAGAGGGGCUGGACCUGAUCGGCAGUUAGUCUACAAUUUCAGAGGAGGCCUGGACCACAUACGCCUCUUCCCCCGAGUGAGAAACCUUACAGAUCAAACAAAACAAGGGAACCUGGACUAUUCCAUCCGCAUCAGCAACAUCACCCCAGCCGACACCGGCACCUACUUCUGUGUGAAGUUCAGGAAAGGGAGCCCUGAUGUGGAGUAUAAGUCUGGUCCUGGGACCCGGGUGACUGUGAGUGCCAAGCCCUCUGCCCCUGUGGUAUCGGGCCCCUCAACGAGGGCCACCCCUGGGCACAGAGUGAGCUUCACCUGCCAGUCCCAUGGCUUCUCCCCUCGAGAUGUCACCCUGAAGUGGUUCAAAAAUGGGAAUGAGCUCCUGAUCCACCAGGAAGAGGUGGUCCCGACAGACGACAGUGUCUCCUACAACGUCUCCAGCACAGCUCAGGUGAUGCUGACCCAGGACGACGUUCACAGCCAGGUCAUCUGUGAGGUGGCCCACACGACCCUGCAGGGCUCUCUCCGCGGGACGGCCAACUUGUCUGAGACCAUCCGAGUUCCGCCCACCUUGGAAGUUACACAACUGCCCCAUGGGAACCAGGUGAACGCCACCUGCCAGGUGAAGAAGUUCUACCCCAAAAGCCUAAACUUGACCUGGUUGGAGAAUGGAAAUGUGUCCCGAGCACAUUCCGCCUCGAUCCUCACCGAGGACAAGGAUGGGACCUAUAACCUGAAGAGCUGGACCCUGGUGAACACAUCUGCCCUCAGGGAGCAUGUGGUGCUCACCUGCCAGGUGGUGCAUGACGGGCAGCCAGCGGUCACCAAGCAGCUGACCCUGACGCGCACAGAGCCGCAGAAGAACGAGAACACAGACACGCCCUCUGAAAAUUCUGACCAGAAUAAGAAAAUUUUUAUCGCGGUGGGCGUCGUGUGUACCUUGCUGGUGGCCCUGGUGAUUGCAGCCCUUUACCUCCUCCGAGUGCGACAGAAGAAAGCUAAGGGUUCCACUUCUUCUACAAGGUUGCACGAGCCUGAGAAGAAUGCCAGAGAAGUAACCCAGGACACCAAUGACAUCACCUAUGCAGACCUCAACCUACCCAAAGGGAAGAAGCCUGCGCCCCGGGCUGCAGAGCCAAACAACCACACAGAGUACGCCAGCAUCCAGACCGGCCCCCCGCCCGGGCCGGAGGACAACCUCACCUACGCUGACCUGGACAUGGUCCACCUCAACCGGGUCCCCAAGCAACCUGCCCCCAAGCCCGAGCCCUCUUCAGAGUAUGCCAGCGUCCAGGUCCAGAGGAAGUGA